AGUGUCAGAACCCUGCUACUAGAGCCUGGAUGUGGCUCUGAGUUUCAGGGUCACUGACAUUGAUAAGACACCUGCGUCCCAGGACUCGGAGGAGAAACGGCUGAUGGACUUGGCGGGGAAUUUGCGCGGGGUUUUACUGAGCGGGAAGAGACUGUUCAAAUGAGGGGGAGGGUAUAUAAAGGAGGGUUGGCCGGAGCCUCCCAUUCUUGGCUUUUCUGAUGUUCAUGUUUCCUACAGUAAAAGUUCCUGGUGAUACCACAGAGAGUCUCGUGUGUUCAUUCAGGAGCGGCUGUGGUGAGCUGACACUAAGCCAAGAAAUCGGACACCAUCCCGCUGUAGCGGUGAGGUGUAACAUGCAAGUGGAGGAUGAAGAGCUCUUGGGCGCCGGAGGAGGAAGGUCGGAAAGGGCCACUCCCGAGACGGACGCUGAGUUCCACCAGCUGGCGGCCCUGGCGUCAUCCACCGCUUAUGCCCAGCCGAAUGGGGUAACCCAGAGGCGCGGAGUGGUGCGGGGAGAUAGCACCGGAGGAGAGGAAGGUUCACCUUCCCCAGGCCCGCAAAAGAUGGUGUUUCUGGAGGAGAGGAUGUCGGCGAUGGAGACCACCCUGGCAGUGAUGUCGAGGGCGAUGGAGCGCCUGGCGGUUUUGGCGGAGCCGGAGCGAGGAAGGGAACUCCGGGCUAGCUCAAUGUGGGACGUGAGCAUGGGAAGCAGCCAGGGCUUUGCAGACCUCCCAGCACCGAAGGGAAGGGAAAUGCGAAAGGAGCCCGGUGCCCGGCCCAAGAUCCAAACGAGCCUGACGCGGGUGGAGGAGAGUGACGACGAAGGGGAAAAGCCUCCGAGAAUCCCGGCUACGCUCCCAACUGAGACCCUGGUGCCCCUGGCGAAUGCCGGGCGUGGCACAGGACAAAGGGAAGCAGCAGCGGGGCCCACUGGCCCGCAAGGGGGCUUGCGACGGGCGGAGAAUUGGGGAUUGCCACCACAGGGACCCCUACCGAGACGAGAGGAACUAAGGAUCGAGUUUGGGGGAGAGUCCUCUGAACUGGAUUUUUUCCUGACCACGGUGAGGGGCUAUAUGGAGGACAAUGCCCACACUUUUAGAACGGAAUCCAGCCGGGUACGGGCCAUUGGUGCAGUGUUGAAGAGGGGAGCGGCCAGCUGGUACGUUCAACUACACGCGCGGCGCGACCCAUGUCUGGGGUCACUCCGACGCUUUAUGGGGGCCCUGGAGACCCGUUUCCGAGAUCCACUGGAGCAGAUCCGGGCGAGGGAGGAGUUGAAGACCGUCUCCCAGGGGCAGAGGUCGGUAUCUGAGUAUGCGGAGGAGUUCCAAUGCCUCGCUGAAAAGGUGCCGGAAUGGUCUGCAGUGACAAAGAUAGAACUCUUCAAAGAGGGGCUCAGGCGGGAGAUCCUCUCCUGGGCGGUGCAUCGUGAUGAGCCUGACACACUGCGCGGAUGGAUUCAGCUGGCGGGGCGCAUCGAGACAUCGCUGGCCCAGGCGAGGAGGCACCGAGGAGGGCUACAGCAGCGGCCGCAGAUGAAAGAGGGGAGCCGGAAGGAGGGAUCAACCCCAGCCGGGAGGAGAACGGAGCCGACAGGGAACGUGAGCACCAGCAGGAGGGGCUGCUUCGUGUGCGGCCGUUUGGGCCACAGGGCUGCCGAGUGCUGGCAGAGAAAAGGGGAAGGCGGAGGCCCGCCCAAACCAAGAGCCGUGGCAGGGAAACGCGCCGAGGAAGAACCACCGAUGAGGCACCACUCGGGGGGGUUGGACGAAGGGGAGGAGGACGCCAUGUCAGAACCCUGCUACUAGAGCCUGGAUGUGGCUCUGAGUUUCAGGGUCACUGACAUUGAUAAGACACCUGCGUCCCAGGACUCGGAGGAGAAACGGCUGAUGGACUUGGCGGGGAAUUUGCGCGGGGUUUUACUGAGCGGGAAGAGACUGUUCAAAUGAGGGGGAGGGUAUAUAAAGGAGGGUUGGCCGGAGCCUCCCAUUCUUGGCUUUUCUGAUGUUCAUGUUUCCUACAGUAAAAGUUCCUGGUGAUACCACAGAGAGUCUCGUGUGUUCAUUCAGGAGCGGCUGUGGUGAGCUGACA
Messenger RNA from Anolis carolinensis (green anole), 2091 nucleotides. RefSeq lists its product as uncharacterized. The record is from RefSeq and is a predicted model, not a curated record. Gene Ontology annotation, molecular function: nucleic acid binding; zinc ion binding. Bases 219 to 1808 code for a protein of 529 amino acids. NCBI's taxonomy places the organism in Eukaryota, Metazoa, Chordata, Lepidosauria, Squamata, Anolidae. The transcript is spliced from 2 exons.